This is a messenger RNA of Calidris pugnax (ruff), 2698 nucleotides long. RefSeq names its product endothelial cell-specific molecule 1 (gene ESM1). Gene Ontology annotation, cellular component: extracellular region. Lineage: Eukaryota; Metazoa; Chordata; Aves; Charadriiformes; Scolopacidae. The transcript has 3 exons. Bases 290 to 847 code for a protein of 185 amino acids. The record is from RefSeq and is a predicted model, not a curated record.
UCAGCUCAGGCUUUUCAAUUCCUGGAUGGCAGCAGAGUGCUAAUCCAACCUUCAUCCUGGAUUUCAUAAACUGAAACAAGGGAGGCUGGCAGGAGCAGCGCUGCCGGAUUGAGGAAGCUGACGACGGUGCAGCAUGUGGGCAACACACUGUAUAAAGCUCAUAAACUUGUAGGCUGAUGUGUGCAGCUACCACUUUGGAUUCUGUACUGCUGCUUCCCUCGGCACAAGGCACCAGCAGGCUGAGCAUUAAAGCCUGCUCUUUGGGACGGAGCGCUUACCCCUGCAAGACAUGAAGGGCUUCCUGUUUCUCACACUCCUCCUGAUGCCCGUGCACGCUGGAGCUGCUUGGAGUGCGAAAUACGCAGUAGAUUGUCCCGAGCCCUGUGACAGUAACGCAUGCAAAAGUACCUUGCGCUGUAAGCGAACGGUGCUGGAUGACUGUGGCUGCUGCAGAGUGUGUGCAGCUGCUCUGGGGGAGACUUGCUAUCGUACGGUCUCGGGUAUGGAUGGUGUCAAGUGUGGUCCUGGGCUGAAGUGCCAGUUUUACACAGAGGAGGAUGACUUUGGUGAUGAAUUUGGUAUCUGCAAAGAGUGUCCCUAUGGUACCUAUGGAAUGGAAUGCAGGAAAACGUGCAACUGUCCCUCUGGCAUCUGUGACAGAGUAACUGGGAAGUGUUUGAAGUUCCCAUUUUUUCAACUGUCUGCUUCAAAGCCUCCAAAUCGACGAAAAAUAGUUUCACACACAGAGAACGACAUGGCAUCUGGGGAUGGCAAUUCUGUAAAAGAGGAAUUUGUUAAGGAGAAAGCUAUUCGCUCUCCAGUAAUGAAAUGGCUAAAUCCUCGCUGAUAUUUACUUACACUCAUAAGACUUUUAAGUGAAUGCAUUUCUCACAAAUUAUUGAAUAUGCAACAACACACUUUAAAAGCAAAGUAGAUGUAUAGCGUAUCAAAAUAUAACCUCUGAAGGCCAAUUGUGAUUCUGUUUUUCAUGAGAAAAAUGUUUACUUAAAAAUAGACUGUACAGUGUAUAUGAUUUUUGAUAUUUGUUUUGAUAAGUAUUUGAACAGAGAAGUGUAUUGUGGAUUCCUGAAUGUAUAGUAAUAUUAAAAAAACAACAUGAUUCAACUCUCCUCAUCUAAAUAAUGCCAGAGGCCAACUUUUGCAGCCUGAGGCCGGGGAAGCUCUCACUGAAUUCUGUGGACAGUUUGGGUGAGUGAAACUAUUGGUGUGGAGCCAACGUGAAAAGAAACACACAUCAACAAAUACCAGGAUAGAAAACAGCACCCCUGAACCACAAGAAUAAUAAUAACUACGUAGGAGCACUACAGUGUGAAGUAAAUAAACCACCGUCAGUCAUUAGUCAUUCUCUGGUUUUUGGAAGUUUGGCUGCAAUUCCUCAGAGAUGAAGACACCUUUCUUCAGUCAGAAAACACCCAGCAUUUCAGUUUACACACUGUGAAUAACUUACCCAAGACACUGCAGAUGUGUAUUGUACUGAGGUGGAUUUCUAAAGUUAAAUUCUGUACAGAGAAACAGGAGCUUGGUAAAUUAUACAGAUUUGUAGAGGGGGAUCCGAAAUGAAAGAAGCUGCUUAUGAUUAUUUAAAUAUAUUUUUCUAUAAAGCAGCUACUUUGGUGUCAAUAAGGUGGUGUCUGCAUUUCUUGAGGAAGCAGUGGGUCCAGUUCCAGAGGCCAGCAAAGGCACCAUCGUACUCUCCAUCCUCAUCACUGUCUGAGGCCCAGCUGCGACUCACAGGGAAUUCAUCUGAUGGGGCUUGGGGAGGCUUGGACCUUCCCUUGGGGGUAGGGCAGCCACAUCCCACACUGCUUUGGUGCCCUGACCUUUGUUUCUUACACGAGCAAUAGCUCACAUUUCAGCCAGGAGAAUAACUUACAUACGUUAGAGUGCUGUAGGAACUGGCAAUCCCUCCUUUGGUCCAGACUGGGUGAUGUAUUUGUGACAUAGAAUUCCACACUGAGGUGGGUUUGCUAAUGUAUCUGCCAACAGCCAGAUCCUCAGAUAAUGGGAACUGGCAUAGUGUGUCACAGUGGGUUCAGGAGGCGCCUCGUUAAGGCAGAGCACUCCCAUUGCAAGUGUGGUUUGGAUUGAGUAUUUCCUUCUAAAUCAACGUGAGCUCUGACAGUGACUUGAGUGAAAGAAGGAGCCCACGGUGCCGCAGCCAGUGUUGGGUGCAGGGUCUGAAAACGUGCUAUGAACAACAGAAACUCCAGAGCCUUGAAGGAGGCCAAAUCCUGAUGAAAAGCCAAUGUUGAUGGAAGCUCGCUGCCUUCACCUGGGACAGCAGCACCAGACCAUGCUGUUCUAGAACAAAAGGAUGAAGACACCAGCAGACAUCCAAAUGUCAGUACGGCUGUGCAGGCUAUCUUGUCACAAUAACCUGAGACACAUAAACACAAGUCUCAAACAAGCAUAUAACACAUCAUUUUAACCUGUAUUGAAUGUUUAGGUCUGAGGAGAAGCAAUAUUAUCUGGGGAUAUUUACAAGCAAGUGCUUUGAUUCUCAUUUAUUGAUAUAAAAAGUAAUAUUUUCUUGAUUUCAGUGAGAGCAGGAUCAAACUCACCAUCCUUCAGCAGACUGAAGAGAAUUAUUUAAAGAAUGUAGUAAAUAUUUGCAUACAUCAUUAUUAUUUUGCAACAGUGUCAUAAAUGACAUUAUGAGUUCUUGAAUGUAAAUCUA